AUGGCCGUUCCUGAACCCGAGCCACCGCCGUCGUCCGCGGCCGUGCCGCCGCCGCCGCCUCCUCCGCUGCUCUUCUUGGCGAAGACGGCGCUUCGGAGCAGCGCGGUGUUGCAGGCCGUGGCAGGAAGGUUCCUCGCAGCAUCGUCGUACGAUGUCGUCUUCGGGAAGGUGCGUGGGGGAGAUGAGAAGCAGCCGUGCGGAGAAGCGACUCCUGCUUGGAGCUACCGCAGGUCUUCCCCGACGUUGCAGGUGGCUUUUGAGAAUUCUCAAUUUCCCCCUUCUCCCUUUCCGCCGUCCCUCCCUCCCUCCCCCCCGGGCGCGCGCCUCACCCCUACAGGAGUCGUGUGUGGAGCUACUGGAGGAGUCGUGUGUGGAGCUAUUGGAGGUCUUACCCGACGGUGCGCUCUCGUCCGUCUUAAAGACCGGUCCAAACCAAACGCCCCCAUUCUCCUCUCCCUCCCCCACUUCCCCUUCUCCCCCAUGGCCCCCUCCCCCCGGCCCAUUCCCCAUCUCUGCCCCCCCCUGCGCCACCCCUUCUCUCCGCACCCCCCUCCCCCACGGCGCACAUACGCGGGGAGGGACAUGCUAGCAGUGCUGUCGGACUCGGGCAAGCUCUCCAUCCUGGCUUUCGACCCCGAUCUCAACAGGUGCCGUGAGGGAGAGAGAGGGGGGGGUGGGCAGUGGGAGUACUCGCAUGGGGGAGGCAGGGCGGUGGCAGUGGCGGCAAUGGAGGGGCGAGUGGCAGUGCUGCCCGUGCUGCACUCCCACACGUGCGAUCGGCUCAUAGCUAAGCCCAUUGUGUUCCCCUCGUCUGCCUCCGCCUCCUCUCUACCCGCCUCCCCUGCCACCAUACCCGCAGCAGCACCCCGCUCCACUCACACUCACACUCACACACCACCGCGCUCCUCCUCCCCCUUCUCUCAUCUUCUCGGCAACCAGCCCCCAACCAUUACUCUCGGCACCAUUUGGAGCAUCGCCUUUGUCACCUCCGCACCACUCCGCACUGCUUCACACCGCCCCGCCCCUGCCGCCGCCGCUUCUGGUGGUGCAGGGGAUACUGCCGGCAUUCCAGUUGCUCCAUCCGUUGCUGCUGCUGCUAUUGCCAGCACAGCACCAGGCACAACCCCUCCUGCCGUCUCUCCUGUCUUCCGUGUCCCCACAUCGCUCCCCUCUGCACCACCCCCGCCGCUGCUGUACCUCCCCCCACCUGCCAACGUCCCCAUGUCUCCCUGCGCCUCUGCAAUGCAUGCUGCAGCAGUAGCGGCAGCAGGGGAUGCCAGUCCUGCUUUGCUCCCUGCUCAAAGCACUUACCAGCGGCAUCAGCCGCAGCAGCACCAGCGUCAGACACAGCAGCAGCAGGUGGUGGUGGGGGGAAAAGAAGAGUCCGGUCCCUUGUACCUUGCAGUGCUUUCGCACAGCAAGGGUUCCUCUUCCUUUGACCUUGUUCUGCUCCGCUGUGAUCCUGCCCUCGCCUCCCUCCGCCCUGCCUCUUCUCUCUCCAUCCCCGCCCGACCCUGCCCCAUGCAUCUCGUCACUCCCCCGCGCACCCCCAACACGCUUCUGCUGCUGCGUGAGGGGAGUGUGGUGGUGGUUGGUGUGAGGGAGGGGGAGAGGGGAGAGGGAGUGAGUAUGGUGGUGGAAGCAGUGGUUGGGCUGGGAAGGGAUGUGAGGAGUGAGGGGGAGAGAGUUGGGGGGUGGCAGAGGGGGAGGGAGAGGAGGAGGAGAGGACGGGGGCGAGGAGGGGAAAGAGGGGACGGAGGAGGGGAAAGAGGUGACGGAGGAGGGGGCGGAGGAGGGGGCGGAGGAGGGGGCGGAGGAGGGGGCGGAGGGGGAGGAGGCAGCGGUGGUGGGGGAGGGGGAGGGGACGGGGGAACGGGGGGGAGCGGAGGAGGAACGCGAAGCGGCGGUGGCAGAAGUGGGGGAGGAUUCGGGGAGGACGGGAGUAGGGAGGGAGAGGGGAGGAGUGAAGAGGACAGGGGCGAGAGGCGAGGGAUGAGUGAUGAUGCGUCUGGGGGUAUGGACGGAGGAGGAAGAGCGUGGGCAGGCGCAGGGAGCAGGGGAGAAGGGAGGGAGCAGUGGGAGAGGCGUGUGGGAGGAAACACUAUGGGAGACACCUGGGGUUGCAGCAUGGAGUGUGGCAUUACUGGUGGGAGCAGCAGCAGCAGCAGCAGCAGCAGCAGCAUUGGCGGCAGUGGUGAUGGUGGUGGAAGUGAAUCCCACCAUUGCUGCACUGCCUCGCGAGAAUCCCCCAGCCUGCCCUCCGGUUCUCCUGUCCUGUCGACCGCUCUCCCCGUCCCCUCGCCUUCCCCCUUUGCACGCCUUGCCCGGGACGCAGUCAGGCAUGCUCUGGUGCAGGGGCGGCGUUAUGUGGAGGAGAAUGGCGGGAAGGGGUACCAGGGGGAGGUGGUAACUGGAAAGGCAGUAGCUGGGCUGGUCGCGGUGGGGGGAGAAGCGGGUGGAAGAAUGGAGGAUAGGCAAGUGGGGGAGGUGAGGGACAGGUGGAGGAUUACGGGGGGUUGGACUGGGAAGGAAGGAGGGGCGAGUGGGAGCGAGGUGGAGAGGUAUGUGGAGCGGUGUGGAGGGGACGAUGUGAGGAAGAGGAGUUUGGUUCUUAGAAAAGAGGAUUCACGGGGUGGUGGUGAUGGCAGGGGGGAUUAUGGGAGUGGUGGUUGUGGGGUGGGAUGGGGAGAGAGGUGUUGGGAUGAGACGCAGAGAGCGGGAGGGGGUGAUGAUGGGGAGGGGGGUGUGGGGGGAUGUGCAGAUGGGGAUGGGGAGGGGGCGGAUAGACACGAGUGUGAGGGAGAGGAGAGGGUGGGGAGAAGAGAAGGGGAGGGGGAGGAAGGAGGGGAGGGGGAGGAAGGAGGGGAGGGGGAGGAAGAAGGAGAGGGAGAAGAAGAAAGGGACGGGGAGGGGGGCACAGGCGAGGAGCAGGAAAUGGAAGAAGAGAGGGGAGAGAACGAACGGGAGGGAGAAGAGGAACAGGAGUAUGAUGGGGAGAGGGGGUGGGACGGGGAGGAGGAGGUGGAGCAGGAGCAGGAGCAGGAGCAGGAGCAGGAGGAUGAGGAGGAAGAAGAGGAUAAGGAGGAGGAGGAACCGUUGGGAUUGAGAUUGUUGGAGGAGGAAGGGGGAGGCGAGGAGGGGGUUUUGAUCAGCAGUUGGACCUGGGAGGUGCAGGCAACGCCAGAGAGAUGGUGCCACAUGACGCAUGGGCAUGGGCAUGGGCAUGGGCAUGGGCAUAAAGGGAAGGCAAGAUCUAGGGUUAGCAGAAGGAGGAAAGUAAGGUGUGGUGAUGAGAGCGGGCCAGCGGAAGGGGCUGUGUGGAGGGAGGCCGAUGUGGUCAUGAUGGAGAGUGGGGGAGGUGAGGGGGGCGAGAGGGGCGAGGAGAGAGAUUGGAGGGAGGGGGGAGAGGGAGGAGAGGCGGGAGAGGGAGAAGAGAGGCGAGAGGAACGGGGGGGGCGUGAACAGUCGCAAGGAAAGCAGCAUAUGGAGGAGCAGGGGGAGCAGGAGAGGCAGGAGAGGCAGGAGAGGCAGGAGGAUGAGAAGUACGGUCGGCAGCAGCGAGAGCAGCGGCGGUGGAAGCAGCGUGGGAGGUGUGGUGUGAGGUGUGUAGUAAGGGAGGAAAGGCUCCUCCUCUGCACGGACCAAGGCACUCUCCACGUGCUCUCCCUUCAGCACCACACACCCUCUUCCGCCUCCUCCUCCUCCUCUUCCUCCCCUGCCUUGUCUUCCGCCUCUGACUCCUUUCGGUCUACCACCUCCGCGCUCACCCCCGCACUCACACCCACCUCCCCCCUCUCCACCUCCCCCGGUAGCCCCCUCCUCCCGUCCCCCCUUCCGCCCACCUCCCGCGCCUCCCCCCCGUCCCCCUGCUCCCCCAUGUCUCUUCAGUGCGCCCCCCCGCGCGAGCAGGAGGGGGAGGGGGAGGGGGAGAGGGCGGAGGGGGCGGGGGAAGCAGAGAUGGGGGGAGAGGAAGGAAGAGGGGGAGGACGUGAGGGUGGGGAGGGAGGGAGGGGAGAGGGCAGAGAAGUGGGGACGGUGAGGGAAGAGGGGUGUUUACAGGUGUGGCUGUCACCUGUGCUUGCGAGUGGUGUGGCAGUGGGUGCUGUGGCAUGGGCGGGUUCACACACGGUGGUUGCAGCUGCUGCGGCUGGGUCAGGGUGCGUGUUCCAGGUGGGGGGGGAGAAGAAGGGGGGCGAGUUGGAGGGGGAGAGGGGUGGGGAGCAGAGGGAGGUGGGAGCAGGUGAUGUGGAUGAGAGGGAGGGGGGGUGUGGGGUGGGACUGUAUCAGCAGGGAAUGGAAGCAGACCGGUGCACACAUGACCUUACCACAGCUGCUGCUGCUGCUGCUGCUGCUGCUGCUUCUGGUGGGGUUGAUGCUGCCGCAACGGGUACAGAAACGGGGGAGGAGCAGCAGGGGGAACAGAGGGAGGGCAGCGAGAGACGGCCAGGGAGGCAGCAAUGGGUCUUAAUGGAAUGCGAUAGAGACGCAUCACCCAGCAAACUCAACACCAACCACCCCACCUCUACUCCCACCCCUCUUCCCUCCCAUCACCCAACCCUCCCUCCCAACCCGCUCCCCUCCUCCUCCCCGCUCCCAUCCCCGCCAAUCUCCCUCACCCUCCAUUCCCCCAUCCCCGGAAUCGCUCCUCUAAUAGACUUCACUCUGGCCGACCUGGGGGGACAGCAGCAAGACCAGGUAGUUGCAGCGUGCGGGGAGGGGGAGGGCGGGGCGGUGUGUGUGGUGCGGAACGGGGUGAGCGUGGAGCGGUUAUUAUCAACCGCUCCCGAGUACCAUGGGGUGACAGGGACGUGGACAGUGCGGGUGCGGGCAGGGGACGAGCACCACUCGCUCUUCGUCAUGUCGUUUGUCUCUCAGUCGCGUGUGCUGGCCGUGGGUAGUCGCUUCAGAGACGUAUCCGAUCAAGUCCCUGUGGAUCUCUGCUCGCCCACACUAGCAGCAGGUCGCAUCUUAGACGGGUACCUCGUGCAGGUAACACCUGGGCAGGUGCGCCUGUGCCGCGUGCCCCAGGCUCUCAUGCGGGGGAGUGAGGGCGGGGAGGGUGGAGGAGAGGAGGAUGGGGAGGCGGGCGCAAGUGAAGGGAUGGAGAUAGGGUUGGAUGGGGGGUGUGAGGGUGGAGGCGAUGGGAGGAGAGAAGGCGGGGUGUCGCAGGAUGGGCUGGUCUGGGUCCCACCCUCCUCCACCACCACCACUACUACCACUAGCACCAAUGCCUGGAGCAGCAGCAGUAGCAGCAGGAGCAGGAGCAGGAGCAGCGGCAGCGGCAGCAGCAGGCAGCAGAUAGCAGUGGCAGCGGUGGCGAGCGGAGUGGUGCUAGUGGCGCUCACAUGCAACCCGCCUGUGCUCGUCAUGCUCACAUGCUCCCUGCUGCCCCCGUCCACCCAGGAGGCCUCUCCCAUGCGCGCACCAGGUUGGGUUUCCUUUGAGAGAUCUCCCCCCCCGCGGGUGUGUCUGGUGGAGGUGUGUCGGUACUCGCUGCAGUACGAGCUCUCGUGUAUCCAUAUCCCGGACAAUACCUUUCCUCCACUGCCACUCGCACAGGGGCAUGAAGUAGCACUAGGACAGGCAGAGGCACAGGGACAGGGAAAGGGAGAAUCAGGGUUCGGUGAACCACCAACAGCAGCAGCAGGCACAGCAGCAGCAGCAGCAGGUGGGCUUUGUCUUGUGGGGCGUGUGGCCCUCCUGGGCACAUACGAGCCAUCCGUGCGAGUCGUAUCCCUCGACCCCACCCACCUCUUCCGCCUCAUUGCCCUCGCGCCCCUGCGCGCCCUCCCCCUCCCCGCACUCGCUCGCAGCAGCGCCAGCGGCAGGGGCGGCAGCGGCGGCGGUGGCAGCAUGGGAGGGAGUGUGCCGGAGAGCACGUGUCUGUUGCUAUUCGACCAGGCGUAUGUGGCAGUGGGGCUACGCAACGGCACCCUUGUCAGGUUCGCAUGGCCGCAAGGGAAGGAACCACAGGGGCUGCAGGCAUCGGCAGGUGCUCUCACUCCCGCACCCGCACGUGCUGCCUCAUUCCCCCGUGCGGUGCAACUAGAGCUGGUAGCAGACCGGCAGCUAGGGCUCUCCCCCGUGGUGCUCGUGCCGCUGCAACCAUCCCUGCAGUGUGAUGUGGUGGCAAUGAGUGAGCGCCCGUGGCUGCUGGUGCACUCGUCGCAUAGCAUGCGCCCGCUCUGCGCCUCCAUCUCCUUCCCCGCAUGCACGCACGCUGCGCCGCUCUCCUGUGCCGGCUGCACCAGUGGGAUCAUAUUCGUGGCUGAUAGGUCACUGCAUAUUGUGGAGCUAGCUCGGGCUCGUCGCUUGGACAUGCACCGCAUGCCGCUACACGCCACGCCGCAACGCCUCCUCCUCCACCCCUCCUCCCACACACUCCUCGUCGCCUGCGCCGCCCCUCCCCCGCGCGCUCACCCGUGUCUCUCCUCGUUCCUCGACCAACCCUCCCCGCCACCCACCCCCCCGGCGGCCCCCUCCCGGCCGUCACUGCAGUGUCUAGACCCAUCAUCUGGGUCGAUUCUUUCGAGCUUUGAGCUUCCUCAGCAGGAACCCUCCCCCCUCGCUCCUCUCCCCCACGCCCACACGCCUUCUCGAAUGGCCCUUUCUCCCCUUCCCCCCCUGCAGCAGCACACAGGGUAUCAGGCAGGAGGCAGGGGAUAUGGCAAGGAAGGGGAGCAGGAUGAGGAGGAGGGUGUGAGGGAUGGGGAAAGGGAGGUGGGGAGGGAUGGAGGGAAGGGGAAAGGGAAAGCGGUGGCAGGUGCGGAGCAGCAGCAGCAGCAGCAGCAGCAGCAGGGGGGGAGGCUGAGGCGCAGGGAGCAUGGGAGCAGCAGCAGCAGGCACGAGUUUGUGAUGCUAGGGACGGAGGAGACUGAAGGCUCUGAUACCGGGUAUGCUGCCACUCGUGCUUCACUGUUAUCUAGCAUGGGUUCCUUUCCAGCCAUACGAUCGCUUUGCUGGUCUCUUCUUUUGCAUGCUUCCGCCUCCUUCCCUCUCCUCCCUCUGUUCCUUUCUCUUCCGCUACUUCUUCCUCCCCAUCGCUUCCCUUCUUCUCUCACGUCACCUCUCCUCAUUCCAAGAGCAGUGCUUUCCUCUAUCCCAUCGCUUGCCCUUUCCCUACAUUUGUCCCAUCUCAUCCCUUGUGCUCAUCCCCCUCGUUCCCCUCUCCCCACUCGCGCCUGUCCUCCCCCCCCCCCCCCUUCUCUCCGUUCAAUCCACUUCAACCCUCAACCUCCUAUCGCUUUCCCCUCCCCUCCUCCCCCUCUCCGCCCUCCCUCUUCCUCCCCCUCCCCCUACGCUCCCAGGGGCACGCUGUAUAUGCUGCGACUCCAGCCCUGCCCCCAGCCUCCCUCCACCGCUCCUCCUGCCCGACCCUCUCGUCCGUCGCUCCCUCCCCUCCCUCCUCUCUCCACGCCUCUCUCUUCCUCACCGCCGGUUGCCUCAGCUGCAGCAGCAGGGGUCGGGGGGCCACGCGGGGGCAGUGGCAGCGGCACGGGGGGAAGGUGGGGGGAAGAAGGGGGGGCGGGGGAGAGGCUUGGGGGGCUGAGUGGGGUGCUGGAGCGGAUGAGACGGGCAGUGGCUGCUGCUGAGCGGAGGGGAGGGGGAGAGAGCGGGGGAGCAGGGGGAGCAGGGGGGGCGGUUGUAAGGGAGGCAGGGGGAGCAGAAGUAGGCGGCAGCACUGCAGGGGGAGGGAGGGGCGCGGGAGAGGUGGGGAGACGGGGGGGAGAGGAGACAGGUGAAGUUGAGGGGGGUAGAGAGGGAAUGGCGGAGGGUGGUGCUGGUGGGAUUGGGAGGGAGAGGGAGAUGGGAGGAGAGGAGCAAGGGACAGGAUCUGGUGAGAGCAGAGGGGUGACAGGUGACCGGCAGGUGACCGGCGGCAUGGGAUUGAUGGGAAGGAACAGUGGGGGGGGGGAGGAGGAGGAGGAGGAGGAGGGGGAGGGGCGACUGGCUGUAGGCAGCAGCGAGGCUGAUGCUUCUCGCGGUGGUGCUGGCGAGGGGGAUAGAGAACAGGCAGCGGCAGUGGCUGCAGCAGGAGAAGCGGCAGGAGCGGCAGUGGGAGGGCGGGAGGUGGUACUGCUACGGAGUGUGCCCAUGCCCGGGCCAGUCUCUGCCAUCGUGCCGUUCCUGCACAAGUACCUGCUCGUUGCCGCGGGCAACAUGCUGCUGUGCUUCUCCUUCUCCCCCAAGGCAUAUCUGCGACGAGUCGCCUCCAUCAGAACCCGCCACGCCAUCCGCUCCCUCUCCGUUGCUCCGCCCGCACCCCAACACACCCCUCUCCCGCCCUCCUCCGCGCCCCUUCCCUCCUCCUCCCCCUCCUCCUCCGCCGCCGCCGCUGCCACUUCUGCCGCCGCCGCUGCUGCCGCUGCGCCUGCUCUGUUGGCCGCUCUGUGUGCUUCCGCCCCACUCACUCACCAUGUUCUGGUGGCUGAUUCCCGCGAUGGAGUGCUGCUAUACGCCUUCCAUGAGGGAGCAGCACGGUUUGAGCUGCUACAAUCAGACCCAUCGCACCGCCUCACGUCCGCAUGCCUACUGCUCUCCUCCCACCCCGCCGCUGCUCUCGCCUGCGACCGCCGCGGCUCCCUCUGCCUCCUCGCCUCGCCCCCACCACCCCCUGCCGCUGACCUUGGCUUACAUGCAGGGUGCACGGGCAGCAGUCCAGAGCGGAACCUGCAGGAGCGGGCGUGGUUUUACCUGGGGGAAGGCGUGCAGGGCGUGAAGAAGGGUUCACUGGCGUACCGCACUCCCCUGGCAUCCACAGACCACCGCCCUCUAAAGCAGCAGCUGCAGCAGGGAGAGGUUCUGGUGGGGAGGGAGGAGGCAGGAGGGGCAGGAGAGGCAGGAAGGGGGAUGGGCAGUGGCAAGCGGAUGGGUGCAGGGAGAGGGAGGGAUGGCGGUGUGGGUGGCGAGGAUUCGUCCAUGGGUGCUUCGUCCCUUGUGGUGUCCACUCUGCUGGGAUCUGUUGUCACGUUGCUGCAACUGUCCAGGGCGGAUUAUGCCCUGCUGUCGCUCAUAGAGCGCCGUUUGGCAGAGCACCCACUCACAGCGCCCCUCCUAGGCAACAACCACGCUCACUUCCGCACCAAAGGGUCUCCACCGCAUGUGGUGCGAGUACUAGACGGUGACAUGCUGUCUCAGUUCCUCCACCUCUCCCCGCGCCAGCAGCACCAUGUGCUCUCAGGCGCCUCUGCAGACGCCGCCGCCUCCUCCCUCCUCGGCCCUGCCUACGCAGCUUCCCUCCCCCCCUCUGCUGCCAGCCUUGGCAGCAGCAGGAGGAGGAAAACCACCAGGAUGGCACGUGCUGCUGCUGCGGGCAGCGGCAGCAGCAGCAACGGGAGCGGGAGCGGGAGUGGGAGUGGAAGUGGGAGUGGGAGUGGGAGCAGUGGUGGGGAGGCCACGGGGGAGUGGCGGUCGUCUGCGCUGCUAGACCUGCUAGAAGGCCCGCGGGAGAGAGUGUGGGUGGGAGCCGGUGGAGGCUUGGCUGAGGCAGCAGCCGGCGCCGCUGCUGCAGCUGACGGUGGUGCUGGUGCUGCUGGUGGUGCUGGUUCAGGUGCAAACGUUGCUGGGCUGAGUGAGGAAGCAGGUACUGCUGCACACUUGAAUGACGCCUUUGUGGCUUCUGCUGGGAUGGCCCCUGCUGCAGGAAGCGCUUGGGCAGAUGGAGCUACCAAGUCAUUCAUGAAGCAGUGGGUGAAGCCUGAUGUCUAUCCCCUCAUUGCCGCCAUGGGCGCAGGCCUGACCUUCAUGGUGUACAGUGGAAGCAGGGCCCUCUUCCAACCCGACGUCUUUGUGAACAAGGCGUCCAGGGUGGAUAACGGCGGAGAGAUGUGUUCAGAGAAAGAAGGCAAGGAGUACAAGCAUUCACCGCUUCGGGAAUAUGUCAAGACGAAAUAUGACGUCGAGUCGACCAUCAGCCCGCACGUACCAGCACAAAAGUGA
This is a messenger RNA of Closterium sp. Naga37s-1, 9939 nucleotides long. Lineage: Eukaryota; Viridiplantae; Streptophyta; Zygnematophyceae; Desmidiales; Closteriaceae. The record is from the annotation of a GenBank genome assembly.